AUGGACCUAAAGAUGGAUUACGAUCCAGGUCUGAGCAGAGGAGGGAGUAUGCGGAGAAGCAUAAGCCGCAGUGUGAGCAGAGCAAGUAGAAACCUUGAGGACAUCUUCUCACCAAGCACUAGACGAACCAAGUCCGUCAACGAAGACGAAGAAGCUCUCAAAUGGGCUGCCAUCGAGAAACUCCCUACCUACAACCGUCUCCGGACCAGUCUCAUGCCCGCUCUCGCCGAAGACGACGUCUACGGCAACCAGAUCCUCAACAAGGAAGUGGACGUGACAAAACUCGACGGCGAAGAACGUCAGAAGUUCAUCGACAUGGUCUUCAAAGUCGCCGAGCAGGACAACGAACGAAUCUUAACCAAGCUGAGGAACAGGAUCGAAAGAGUCGGGAUCCAGCUUCCGACAGUGGAAGUGAGGUUCGAUCAGUUGACUGUGAAAGCCGACUGUUACACUGGUGACAGAUCUCUUCCUUCGCUUACAAACUCCGUGAGAAACAUGGGAGAAUCUCUUCUAGGCAUGGUCGGAAUUCAACUUGCCAAGCAACAACAGCUUACUAUUCUCAAAGAUGUCUCUGGAAUCGUCAAACCUUCAAGGAUGUCGCUUUUGUUGGGACCUCCUGCUUCAGGGAAGACCUCGCUUUUGUUGGCUCUCGCCGGUAAACUAGACAAAUCUCUUGACGUCUCUGGGGAAGUAACUUAUAAUGGUCACGGCCUCAACGAGUUUGUUCCAAUCAAAACCUCUGCUUACAUUAGCCAGAACGAUCUUCAUGUCGGUAUCAUGACCGUCAAGGAGACUCUUGAUUUCUCUGCUAGGUGUCAAGGCGUUGGUGCCCGUUACGAUCUUCUAAACGAGCUAGCUAGGAGAGAAAAAGACGCAGGGAUUUUCCCAGAAGCAGAUGUUGAUCUAUUCAUGAAGGCCUCUGCUGCUCAAGGUGUCAAGAGUAGUAUCAUCACUGAUUACACUCUCAAAAUUCUAGGGCUUGACAUUUGCAAGGACACAAUAGUUGGAGAUGACAUGAUGAGAGGAAUUUCAGGAGGGCAGAAGAAGCGAGUGACAACAGGGGAGAUGAUUGUUGGUCCUACUAAGACUCUGUUCAUGGAUGAGAUAUCCACAGGGCUUGACAGCUCCACAACUUUCCAAAUAGUUAAAUGCCUUCAACAGAUCGUUCACCUCACUGAAGCCACCGUGGUCAUAUCUCUUCUCCAGCCUGCUCCUGAGACGUUUGAUUUGUUCGAUGAUAUAAUCCUCUUGUCGGAGGGACAGAUUGUGUACCAGGGACCUAGAGACCACAUUCUAGAAUUCUUUGAGAGCUUUGGCUUCAAGUGCCCUGAAAGAAAAGGAACAGCUGAUUUCUUGCAAGAGGUUACCUCUAAGAAAGAUCAAGAACAGUAUUGGGUGGAUCAAGACAGACCUUACAGAUACGUUCCGGUUUCAGAAUUCGCCAGCAAAUAUAAAACAUUCCACGUUGGGGAACAGCUUUUCAAGGAGCUAUCAGUACCGUUGGACAAGUCCAAAGGCCACAAAGCAGCACUAGUGUUUGAAAAGUACUCAAUCAAGAAAACAGAGCUCCUCAAAACCUGUUGGGACAAAGAGUGGAUGCUCAUGAAGCGAAACUCCUUCUUCUACGUCUUCAAAACGGUCCAAAUCAUCAUCAUCGCGGCGAUCACGUCAACAGUUUUCCUCAGAACAGAGAUGAGUACAAGGAACGAGAACGACGCCAACAUGUACAUCGGCGCACUGAUAUUCGCACUGAUCGUCAACAUGUUUAACGGUAUGGCUGAGAUGGCCAUGACGAUCCAGAGACUUCCCGUGUUCUACAAGCAAAGGGAUCUUCUGUUUCACCCACCUUGGACAUACGCGCUUCCUACUUUCUUGCUAGGGAUUCCAAUCUCCAUCUUCGAGACAACGGCGUGGAUGGUGGUGACGUAUUACACCAUAGGUUAUGCACCGGACGCAGACCGGUUCUUCAAACAGUUCUUGAUCGUGUUUUUGAUCCAGCAGAUGGGUGCAGGGAUAUUCAGGUUCAUUGCAUCAGUUUGUAGAACAAUGACCAUAGCCAACACCGGAGGUAUGCUCGUUCUACUGAUCGUGUUUUUGACCGGAGGUUUCCUUCUUCCUCGAACUAAGAUUCCGGAUUGGUGGGGAUGGGCUUUUUGGAUAUCUCCUCUUUCGUACGCUUUCAAUGCCAUCAGCGUCAAUGAAUUUCUUGCUCCUAGAUGGAUGAAUGAAGUGUCUUCCGACAACACGACGAGGUUGGGAUCAAUGGUGCUUAACAUGUGGGAUGUGUAUGAUGAUAAGAACUGGUAUUGGAUUGGAAUUGGAGGCUUACUUGGUUUCAUUGUCGUCUUCAACGGUCUUUUCACACUGGCACUUACUUAUCUGGACCCCCUUGGGAAGCCACAAGCUUUACUUCCAAAAGACGAAGAGGCUGAACAGAAAAACAAACAUGCAAAUGGAUCCAACGGGGACACCAAGAGAGGAAUGGUUCUUCCUUUCAAACCUCUAGCUCUGUCCUUUGACGACGUUAAAUACUUUGUUGACAUGCCUGCGGAAAUGAGGGAACAAGGAGUUCAAGAAACGAGGCUACAACUUCUAAAAGGAGUCACAAGCUCUUUCAGGCCAGGAGUCUUGACAGCGUUGAUGGGUGUGAGCGGUGCGGGGAAAACAACAUUGAUGGACGUUUUGGCCGGAAGAAAAACAGGUGGUUACAUUGAAGGAGACGUGAGAGUAUCUGGAUUCCCCAAAAAACAACAGACAUUUGCUAGAAUCUCUGGUUACUGUGAACAAACAGACAUCCAUUCUCCACAAGUUACCGUGAGAGAAUCACUUAUCUUCUCUGCUUUCCUUCGCCUUGCUAAAGAAGUAAGCAAAGAAGAGAAAAUGAUGUUUGUCGAUCAAGUUAUGGAGCUAGUGGAGCUUGUCGAUCUUAGAGACGCGAUCGUUGGUCUACCUGGUGUCACGGGUCUCUCCACGGAACAGAGAAAGAGGUUAACGAUCGCGGUCGAGCUAGUGGCUAACCCUUCGAUCAUCUUCAUGGACGAGCCUACUUCAGGUUUGGAUGCUAGAGCAGCUGCUAUCGUGAUGAGAGCGGUGAGAAACACGGUGGACACUGGGAGGACUGUGGUCUGCACUAUCCAUCAACCGAGCAUUGAUAUAUUCGAGGCGUUCGACGAGUUACUACUGAUGAAGAGAGGAGGACAAGUGAUCUACUCAGGUCCCUUAGGUCAAAACUCUCACCAGAUUGUUGACUACUUUGAAGCCAUCCCUGGAGUGCCAAAGAUUCCUGAAAAAUACAACCCUGCCACGUGGAUGCUUGAAGCUAGCUCCCUUGCGGCAGAGUUGAAGCUUGGAGUUGACUUCGCUGAGCUUUACAAGUCUUCUUCUUUAUGCCAGCGAAACAAGAAGCUGGUUCAAGAACUGAGCGUGCCACCGGAAGGAGCGUCUGAUCUCUACUUCGCGACGCAGUUUUCUCAAAACACGUGGGGACAAUUCAAGUCAUGUCUGUGGAAGCAGUGGUGGACUUACUGGAGAUCUCCUGACUACAACGUAGUCCGUUUCAUCUUCACAUUAGCAACAGCUCUCAUGAUCGGUACCGUCUUCUGGCAAAUCGGAGGCAAGAGAUCAAACGUACAAGACCUGACGAUGGUGGUCGGAGCGAUCUACGCAGCGGUUUUAUUCGUCGGAGUAAACAACUGCUCAACAGUGCAACCACUUGUAGCAGUGGAAAGAACAGUGUUCUACAGAGAAAAAGCAGCUGGCAUGUACUCAGCUUUACCUUACGCCAUCUCUCAAGUGACUUGCGAGCUACCAUAUGUGUUGAUCCAGACCGCUUACUACUCGAUCAUCGUCUACGCUAUGGUUGGAUUCGAAUGGAAAGCUUCAAAGUUCUUUUGGUUCCUCUUCAUCAACUACUUCUCUUUCCUCUACUGGACUUACUAUGGAAUGAUGACUGUCUCUCUCACGCCUAACCAGCAAGUUGCUUCGAUCUUUGCGUCUGCGUUCUAUGGUAUCUUUAAUCUCUUCUCUGGCUUCAUCAUCCCUAGACCGCAGAUUCCAAAGUGGUGGGUUUGGUAUUACUGGAUCUGCCCUGUCGCUUGGAGCAUAUACGGUUUGAUCACUUCUCAGUACGGUGACGUGGAUACUCUCAUCUUUCAAGUUGGUGGUCCAGCUGACCUCACUGUGAAGCAAUACAUUAAAAACCAAUAUGGUUUUGAAUCAGAGUUCAUGGGACCUGUCGCUGGCGUUCUUGUUGGAUUUACUGUCUUCUUUGCCUUUGUCUUCGCCUUUUGCAUUAGGACUCUCAACUUCCAGACUAGAUAA
Microthlaspi erraticum is the source of this 4320-nucleotide messenger RNA. The record is from the annotation of a GenBank genome assembly. NCBI's taxonomy places the organism in Eukaryota, Viridiplantae, Streptophyta, Magnoliopsida, Brassicales, Brassicaceae.